Molecule: messenger RNA, 602 nt
Organism: Manis pentadactyla (Chinese pangolin)
Lineage: Eukaryota; Metazoa; Chordata; Mammalia; Pholidota; Manidae
Gene: LGALS1
Product: galectin 1
Exons: 4
Coding region: 147-554 (135 amino acids)
Molecular function (GO): carbohydrate binding; laminin binding
Source: RefSeq, a predicted model, not a curated record
GGCUGAGCUUCCAGGGGGCGGGACUCACAGGGGUCUGGUCCAGUUAAAAGGAUGGGAGCGUCCCAGGGCCCCAUCUUUCGGGUGGAGUCUUCAGCUAGCUGGUGCCACCGUCUGCAGUGCCCAGGAACUUCCUCCUGUCCUCGGUCAUGGCUUGUGGUCUGGUCGCCAGCAACCUGAAUCUCAAACCUGGGGAGUGCCUCAAAGUGCGGGGCGAGGUGGCCCCCGACGCCAAGAGCUUCGUGCUGAACCUAGGCAAGGACAACAAUAACCUGUGCCUGCACUUCAACCCUCGAUUCGAUGCGCAUGGGGACUUCAACACCAUUGUGUGUAACAGCAAGGACGGCGGGGCCUGGGGAGCCGAGCAGCGGGAGACUGCCUUCCCCUUCCAGCUUGGAAGUGUUGUGGAGGUAUGCAUCUCCUUUGACCAGACAGACCUGACCAUCACCCUGCCAGAUGGGUACUCAUUCAAGUUCCCCAACCGCCUCAACCUGGAGGCCAUUAACUACCUAUCAGCUGAUGGUGACUUCAAGAUCAAGUGUGUGGCUUUUGAGUGAAACCUGCCUGCCCAUGGCAUGGUCCCCAAUAAAGGCAGUUGCCUCUGC